AGAGAGAGAGAGAGAGAGAGAGAGAGAGAGAGAGAGAGAGAGAGAGAGAGAGAGAGAGAGAGAGAGAGAUGGAGCAGGUGGCCAUGGCGGUGAAGGUGUUGCUGAGCCUGUGCUGCGUGGGGGCGUGCGGCCUCGUCGUGUACCUCUACAGCAUCCUCUGGCUCGAGCCACAGAGGGUCCUCGCCGAGUUCAGGAUGCAGGGCAUCGGCGGGCCCCCGCCGUCGUUCCCUUACGGCAACAUCGCCGACAUGCGGGAGGCCGUCGCCGCCGCGAAGGCCGCGCGCGCGUCGGCACGCCGCGCCGCCGCAGGCGGUGGUGGCGUCGGCAUCGUGCACGACUACCGACCGGCCGUGCUGCCCUACUACGAGAAAUGGAGAAAAGAACACGGUCCCAUCUUCACUUACUCCAUGGGAAACGUCGUAUUCCUUCACGUGAGCCGGCCGGACGUGGUCCGGGACAUCAACCUCUGCGUGUCGCUGGACCUCGGCAAGAGCUCCUACCUCAAGGCCACGCACGAGCCGCUCUUCGGCGGGGGCAUCCUCAAGUCCAACGGCGAGGCCUGGCUGCACCAGAGGAAGAUCAUCGCCCCCGAGUUCUUCCUGGACAAGGUCAAGGGCAUGGUGGAUCUCAUGGCCGAUUCUGCGCAACCACUGCUGAAGUUGUGGGAGGAGAGAGUUGACAGAAAUGGUGGGAUCACAGACAUUAAGAUUGAUGAUGACAUUAGGGCCUACUCUGCAGAUGUGAUCUCUAGAACGUGCUUCGGUAGCAGCUACAUAAAAGGAAAGGAAAUCUUUAUGAAGAUCAGAGAACUUCAGCAGGCUGUGUCCAAGCCAAAUGUGCUAGCUGAAAUGACUGGCCUAAGGUUCUUUCCUUCAACGAGGAACAAGCAGGCGUGGGAGCUUCAUAAAGAAGUCCGCAAACUUAUUCUAGAAAUCGUAAAAGAAAGUGGAGAAGACAGGAACUUACUAAGUGCAAUUCUUCACAGCGCAAGCUGCAGCAGGGUGGGCAUCGCUGAGGCAGAGAACUUUAUAGUGGAUAACUGCAAGAGCAUAUAUUUUGCAGGAUAUGAGAGCACAGCUGUCACAGCUGCCUGGUGUCUAAUGCUCCUUGGACUGCACCCAGAAUGGCAGGACCGGGUGCGAGCAGAAGUGCAUGAAGUCUGCAGAGGCCGGCCAGUAGACUCCCAAUCACUUCAGAAAAUGAAAAAUUUGACAAUGGUGAUCCAGGAAACCUUGCGCUUGUACCCAGCAGGGGCCUUUGUAUCAAGGCAGGCCCUCCAGGACCUGAGGCUUGGUGGUGUACAUAUACCAAAAGGUGUCAACAUCUACAUCCCUGUCUCCACAAUGCAUCUUGACCCCAAGCUAUGGGGCGCUGAUGUGAAAGAGUUCAACCCAGAGCGUUUCUCUGAUGUUAAACCCCAGCUACAUUCAUACUUGCCGUUUGGUGCUGGGGCACGGACCUGCCUAGGGCAGGGAUUUGCUAUGGCUGAGCUUAAGAUCCUCAUCUCUCUUAUCAUCUCCAAGUUUGUUCUGAAGCUCUCACCACACUACGAGCAUUCUCCGAUACUUAAGCUCACCAUGGAGCCAGAGCUUGGUGUGGACCUCACCUUAACAAAAGUGCAGUGUCUAUGCUGACUAAAGAGGGAUUCUGCAAUUCGGGCACAAUAAUAUUAGUCGUACUAUGUGAUAGAAAGAAAACUAUGAUCUGACGAGUGCAGCUUCCCAGGAGGGUAGGGGGUAAUUUGUACAGAGAUAUCCAUGAUAUGUACAGUAGGCUUGAUCUUUUUGUGUGCAUGUUCAUAAUAAAUUGAUAGAGAAAUCGUGCCAAAUGAGCCUAUCAUUUAUGCCAACAUUGUAUGGGAAAACACUACAGCUUUAGUACCGAAAAGAAAUAUAUGUUGGAAUAUUAUUAAGGUGUUCAA
Messenger RNA from Panicum hallii, 1921 nucleotides. Its product is annotated as cytochrome P450 714B3. Bases 69 to 1634 code for a protein of 521 amino acids. Lineage: Eukaryota; Viridiplantae; Streptophyta; Magnoliopsida; Poales; Poaceae. The record is from RefSeq and is a predicted model, not a curated record. Gene Ontology annotation, molecular function: iron ion binding; monooxygenase activity; oxidoreductase activity, acting on paired donors, with incorporation or reduction of molecular oxygen. The transcript has 5 exons.